GACAGUAUUCAAACAAGGUUUCAAUGGCUGGUUCACUUUCGAAUGACAGCCAUGUCUGCUAGCGCCUAUACGGCUCUGAUGUCAAGCAAACGCAAGGUAAGUUUGCACCAAUAAAACUAAUCGUUUUGUUGUUUAUGUUGCAUAGAAGUAUUUCAACGCUUUUUUGUCCACGCACAUUGUUUCUGUAUUGCAAUCUGAUGUAAUUUUUAAGGCUUAAUACUUCUCAAGCUACAAAAGUUGAUUGCCCAUGUUUUCUGCCAAUAGAAUCUGAAGUACUAGGUAUACUACUAGAACAUGUGUUAAGCUUUUCAGGUUCUCAUUGAGACCGUAAGUUCUUAUGGUCAAGGUUGAAUCAUUGGCGCACCAAGUCAUCCAUAAUCCACAUCCUAAUAAAACUUACUCUACGUGAACACAACUAAAACUUGAUGGGGCUACUCUAUUCUCAAUUACAGGCUGUUUAGUGUACGAAUAAGAUUGUCUAUUAUUUUCACCAAGUGAUCCAUAAAAGCGCUGUUUAGGCUGACUACUACCUAUCUGUGUGGAAGCUUGUUCGAAGUGUUGACCAGUUUAUUUUGCAUUAUCAGAAUCCCGCUUUUUCAACUAAAAGCAUCACAUGGAAUUUCGACAUACAUAAGGCUAGUCGUUCAGCCUAGAGAAUAUGCAGCGUAGUACUGGUUAAUCUUAAGGUCCUCUGGGUUACAAAGUUCAAGAGCACUACUAUACAUGCAAAUGAUUAAAACUGGCUUUUAUAACACUUUGUAUAUCACACUAAUUUUUUCACUGACUUGUGUAACAGCGUGAUGAAGCUAAUGGAUUUAUAAUGAACGGAAAUGGUCAUGCUCCAAUGGAAACUGAUAAUAACGAAAAUAAAAAGUCAAGAAUUGAAUAUGUCGAAACUGUUCCAUCCAAAGUUGUUCAUAUUCGUAACAUGCCAGAUGAUGCUACGGAACAUGAAAUCGCUCUUCUUGGCAUCCCGUUCGGUCUGUUAGAAAACAUGGUGCUUUCUAAAAAAGCUAACCAGGCUCUGUUGGAAAUGCAAUGUCUGGAUAGUGCGAUGAUAAUGGUUACGUAUUAUCGCGAGUACCAAGUUACGCUAAGAGGACGUACUCUUGUCAUGCAGUAUUCUAAACACCAGCAUCUUGAGUUGCACUCAGAAAACAGCAGCAUAGGCAAUGCAAUUCAGAAUGCGAAUUGCAUUGUUCAACAGGAUCUCAGUGGUGCCAACUCUGGCAUGCCUACUACAGUCCUACGUGUCGUCGUUGAUAACAUAAUGGGACAACAGAUCAACCAUACUAUACUACACAAGAUAUUUUAUCGAUAUGGAAAAAUACUAAGAAUUGUUACGUAUCUAAAAAACAACCAGUACCACGGAUUAGUCGAGUUUGGUAAUCAUAUUCAUGCGUUUGUUGCGAUGCUACAUUUAAACGGUCAAAAUAUAUACACUGGAUGCUGUUCCCUGCGUGUUCAUUUUUCGAAAAAUCGUGGUCCGUUGGAAGUCCGUCAAGAAAGUGAUAGGUGCAGGGAUUAUCUCAAUAAUCCAUUAACUGAAGAAGAGUUAAUGUCUCUUCGAAGACCCACAGGUGGGAGUGAAAGACAUCAUAACAACCCUGGUCAAGUUUCCUCUAAUUUCCAAAAUUCAGUCGUACCGAAUAUAGGACACCAAGGUAUUCAUCUCCCAGUUGGAAUGAUUGCACCGCCAAAUACAAACAAUAUGGGCAUUAACGAACUAACUGCACAGCUGGCAGCAUUAGCUCAGCAGUCAGGAUUGGCUCUUACUCCUGCGGCGGCAGCUGCCACAGCAAGUUUCAUGGCUCUUACAUCUCAAAAUAGCGGCCCAGGUGCUCAGUCAAUGUCAGGAGCUCCAAAUUUAUCUGCCAUACUAGCGGCGCUUCAGGGUGGUGCUGUUCAGACCGGAGUGCUCCCUCAUAUGUCUGGCGGUAACGCAAGUGUUAUGGGAUCUGUUCAGUCACCUGUAUCUUCUCAUGUGACACCCGUUGGAGUUCGCCCCCCACCCAAUAACAAUGGAAGCACUGUCCUGAUAGUAUCAAAUUUAAACGAAGAUAGGGUUUAUCCGGAUGCUCUUUUUACACUUUUUGGUGUAUAUGGAGAUGUUACUCGCGUGAAAAUUAUGUUCAAUAAGAAAGAUACAGCUCUAAUUCAGUUUACCGAUCCUCAUCAAGCUCUUACAGCUCUACAAUUUCUCAAUGGUCAGCGCCUCUGGGAUAAACCGAUGAAAAUUGCAGUGUCUCGACACAAUAUUGUCCAACUACCCAAAGAAGAUACUGAAAAUGGCUUAACCAAAGAUUAUACUAACAGCCUGCUCCAUCGUUUUCGAAAGCCCAAUUCAAAAAAUUUCCAAAAUAUUUAUCCUCCAAGUCACGUCCUGCAUUUGAGUAACAUUCCGCCUUCGGUAACCGAAAACGACAUACGUGUAUUAUUUGCAACAAAAGGAUUUGAAGUUACUGGAUUUCGAUUUAUGAAAGAUAACAAAAUGGCACUCGUGCAGUUAGAAACAGUUGAUUUGGCUAUUCAAUCUCUUAUCGAAUUGCACAACAGCCAGUUAACAGAAAAUUCCCACUUACGGAUCAGCUUUAGUAAAUCCGCCGUUUGAAAUAUUUUUUUCUACAAUAUUGCACGUCGUAAUGCUGAUAACUGUCAAUCAGAAAAUAAUAUUGCACUGUGUCCCUGCUUUUCCAGCUCAACUUUUUUUGAAGGUUUGAUUUUAUCUUCUCAGCUGUCAUGUUGACGUUAUCAUAUUGAUAUUCAUCAAGAAAUGUUUUUAACGGUACCAUA
Molecule: messenger RNA, 2793 nt
Organism: Schistosoma turkestanicum
Lineage: Eukaryota; Metazoa; Platyhelminthes; Trematoda; Strigeidida; Schistosomatidae
Source: the annotation of a GenBank genome assembly